AUGGACCAAAAGACCACUGUCGCCCUCCUUGAGCUUGCUGCAAAGAGUCUGCUGAAUAAUGAGCCUGCAGCUAUCCAUGCCCUGGACGAAAUCCCAAGAGACCUCUUUGUUCCAUUGUUCAACGCUGCCUUCUUGGGUGGGCAUAAGACGAUACUAAGGGCAAUGGUGAGGGUUUGGCCUUUUCGCUGUCUCCAUAUUGGGUCAUUGAACACACGAGAGUCAUACUAUGACAUCUUGGAAGCCAUGAUUGAUGGUCUGCAGAUCCUCCCUGCCCAGAACUCUUCCUCUUGUAAGAUUCAGCAGAAUGUUGGGUCCUUGCACGUCUGCUGCAGAGAUUUGCAAAUCGAUAGAAUGUCUGGGCACAAAAGUAUCCUGCAGUUUCUGGAUCUGGGGUGCAUUGAGAACCUGGAAAUGGAUCAGGCUAAUCUGAGUGAAGUCGUCACCCUUUUGGCUCAGAUGAUCCACCUGAACAGCCUUACUCUGUGUAACAUCCCCUUUAAAACUUAUAAUAGAAGGAAAUUCAGAUCUUUUCUCCUCUGCCUUGGGCGGCUGGACCAUCUCCAGGAGCUGAGCUUGUCUUUCUUCUGCCUCACAGAUCAACUGCACAAACUGCUCAGAGUUGUGCCACCUCAGUUGGAUUCACUGUAUCUACCUCACUGUCAGCUUUCUCACAGAGAUGUCACUGUCCUGUCCCAGAGCUCUCAGGCCACCCACCUAAGGGUAUUGAGUCUCAGUAACAACCACAUCUUCUCAGAAGUUUAUGAGCCCUUCCAGGCUCUGCUGGAGAAGGUCUCAAGCACCCUGCAACAUCUGGUGAUAAACAAUUGUAUGAUAACUGAUUCUACUCUCUCUGCCGUCAUCCCAGCCCUGAGCCACUGUACUCAGCUCCAUGUCCUUAGCUUUGCCUUCAAUCCCAUUACAAUGCCUGUGCUCAAGAGCCUUCUGCAGCACUUGACUUCCUUGAUGAAGCUGAAGCAUGUGAUUUAUCCUGUCCCUGUCCAUUGCUACGAGGAAUGGAUUAUUCAUGACCGUUUGGACCGACAGAAACUUGCUGAAGUUCAGGCUCAGUUGGAAGCGAUGCUGCACGGGGCACAGAGGAACGACAUGAAAUGGGUCAGUUGUUCAGAGUGA
This is a messenger RNA of Lagenorhynchus albirostris (white-beaked dolphin), 1131 nucleotides long. RefSeq names its product melanoma antigen preferentially expressed in tumors-like. Gene Ontology annotation, cellular component: cytoplasm. The transcript is spliced from 3 exons. Bases 1 to 1131 code for a protein of 376 amino acids. Lineage: Eukaryota; Metazoa; Chordata; Mammalia; Artiodactyla; Delphinidae. The record is from RefSeq and is a predicted model, not a curated record.